Amoebophrya sp. A25 is the source of this 4914-nucleotide messenger RNA. The record is from the annotation of a GenBank genome assembly. Lineage: Eukaryota; Dinophyceae; Syndiniales; Amoebophryaceae.
AGGCAGCACAGCUCCAACAAUCUUCUUUGUUAACACGUGCUCUCAUUAUUCUUUUUGGCGGAACUGAAGAAAUUUUGGAGGAACUUCUUCUCCAUCUAGAUCUUCUCCAUCUAGCUCCUCCAUCUUCUUCUCCAUCUAGCUAGUACUCUUUUUACUCAAAUAAUUGCCUCGGUCGUGGUGGUGUGGUCUUUUUAGAGGAACUUCAACUUUUUGCAUGUUUGAGAAGCAAGUCUCGAGCUCGACGAGGACACGCCUGUUGCUGGUCUAUACUUUCGUAUACUUCUAGCUCUAGAUGUAGAUGCUUUUCAGAGAACUACUAAGAGAAACUGUUACCUAGGAACAUUUUGAGUUGUUGGAUAAUUUAUCGUCGCUUGUUCUAGAGACGAGAGUUCUUAGACUGUUGUGGGGACACCGAUCCAGAGAGUAGAUGCAUUUAGAAGUAGUUUUUCUAAACGCCUGAUCGACUUUAAACCAAUUAUUUUUAAACCAUGGGUUGGGGUGGCACGAGUAGUGGCGCGAGCACGCCACGCUGCUUAGGGCUGAUUUCGACGCCACGUGCGAUUCUAAGUGGCCUGCUGACGCCUGGAAGUGGAGGUGGAGCCUCUAGUGUGCCAGCUCCUUCCGGCGUCAUUACUCCUAGAGGCGGCACCAGUCUCCUGACUCCUCGCAGUCUCGUUGCAGCGGCUCAACAAAGAUUACAAAAACCAAUCUGCAGUUCCACUGGCUUCAACCACUAUUAAGAGGAGGACUCAAGAACUUGAGAUAUUCUUCUAAUUGAGAUAUCAUUUCUACUUUUCAUUUCUGAACACUGUUUUUUCUUCUUUGGAGAGUGAGAAAAUGGAAGCAAGAAGUGGAGGAGUGUUUAAGCAAGUACUCUACCAAAAAGUGUUUUCGACUUCAACCAUUUCAACUUCAACAUUUUUUGGAAGUAUAAUGUUUUGAGCUCUAACACAACUUUUUGCCAAGGCUGUGUGGAGUGCGAGAGAAUAAGAAAGUAGUAUUGGUCAACGAAGAAGACGAUGAAAUGUCGAAUCGGCGAAAACGAGUACGACUAUUCGACCCAAGCCUGUUCGGGGAAGACGUCACGCAUUUGAAGUUAAGAAGCUUUAGCUUUUAGUAGCUUUAGCUUUAGUAGGAGAGCUAAGUCUAGCUUUAGUAGUAGAUGGCAGUAGACGAGGACUUAGCUUUAGAUAGACCAUGGUUGUUGAGAAAGCGUGUGGUCACGAAAAACCUAUCGUCGAGGUAGAAGACGAGUUUGUUCUUGUCCUUCUCAAAAAAAGGCCCAACGUCUAAUACAAGUGCGCGUUUCGAUUCUGCUCACUUCGCCAGAGGAUGUGGAAGCUUUUCCCGCACUCGCUGAAGAGCAACGAAAGCAAAGUCCUCUCAUCGUCGCAGAAGUGUCACUGGCUCUCGAAGAAGGCAAGGACUACCCGAUCCGCACACCUGGAGAUUUGAAACCACUGCUACUGAAAGGCGCGAAGCAAAAAAUUUCGGCAUAUCAAGACGUGCUGGAUCGCUUUUUUCCGCAGGACCUAACCUCUACACCUGUGCAUUGUCUUUUGUUAAGAUUGAAUUGAGUCUUUUGUCAUUGGAUUGUCUUUUGUUAAGAAUGUAGCUGUGCUCGUUCUGUAGGAGGUAAACUGGGUAACUGUGUGCUCGUUCUUUUUUGUAGGAGGUACUAAACAGAAUUAUCCUUUAUCUUCUCGAAUCACCACGAAGAUGAAGGUGGGUGGGUAGUAAACAGAAUCCUUCAUCUUCCAGAUGAAGGUGGGUGGUUACUAAAAUCAUUGUUAUCCAUGAGUCUUUUUCGAAAGAAAGAAGAGAUUUAGAUGUCCCUCUUUUUUAUCUCUGGGUUGGUUGGAAAUGAAUUUCCUUCUCUAAUCACCACCGCCCCCUUAGACCAGUGUAUGGACGAAAAUACGGACGAACGACCAGACAUUGACCUAACUUUUGACCAACAGUACGACCUAAAAGAAGACCCAUACGCAUAUGAAGCAAUGCGAGUUUUGCCUCCUCCGUUGUUGCGACACAAAGAAAAGCCUCUAUUGAGGUUCAUCAUGGACAAAGCGCCGAAUGCCAGACACCACAUCGAAAUGCGAGCAUUUGUGCCGAAACCGACCAAACACGCCAUGGAAAGACUCAAGAAAAGGCCAGCGGCUAGUGUCAUGCUGAAUCGGUAAUGUGUUUGUUGUGUUGAGUACGUUUGAAUACUUAGUUGCUGGGACAUUUUCCUACUACUGUUAGUUUGUGUCAAUGAAGAACAAUUAAGCCCUUUAUUUCGGUAGUGUUUAAGUAGCGUGUUGGGAGGACAUAUUGUUGGUACUGUUUUCUACUACAUAGAUUGACAAUAUUCUAUGGCUAUCGCGUCUGAAAUUAAAUAAUUCUAUCGUUAUUGAAAAUAUUCUAUCGCUAUCGCGUCCCCACGAAUAAGGUACACUUACAUCUGGGUUUCGAACACAACGAAGAAGUUCAAGAGCGACCUCUUCCCGUUUCCGCGGGAAAGUAGAAGAAUGCGUUUCGAAACUCCACAGAAGAAAGAUGUAGUCGUAAAGUUCCACUUCCAAGAAGAUUGGGACCACUUCUACGCUCUAUACGAUCUCCUCCUAGAAUCCCCAAAGAGGCAAGCCAAUCACGCAGUCGUGCACGAAGAUACAGUCGUUAAGGGUCGUUACCACAUUUUUGCAUUCUCUUUUGUCCAUAUAAUAGACCUGAAAUCCAUAUGAUUGUGUAUCCACCUGAAAUCCAUAUAAUAGUGACCUUAGACUUCAUAAUUUAUUUGUAUUUGAUAUCCUUAAAAAAUUCGUUGUAUACCUUGCUUCACUACCGAUCGUGCUUGACUUGUUUCCCAGGAAGGAAGGCGUCAGGAGUGACGUGAAAAAUGCAAUGCCACAACCUCUAAAGCAGGCUUUAUCGACAAGUUUUUCGAGAAGAAGAUAGUAAGGGAAAGUGGUGGCGUGACCCGGGAAAUGUUUGAUUUGUGCCAUCGAGUCAUGAUGAUAGACGAGACGAUGAAAAAAGCUUUGGCGGAAACAAAAGAGCAAGCACAUCAAGCGUUGAUGAGUGGACAAACUUUUAUGGAGAUUUUCUUCGGAGAAGUAUGUUCAUCUUGUGCCCGAAGAUUUACUACUUGAUAUUCUUUUGUUGCUGUAGAAGUAGAAGUUGCUUUCAAGUUUCACUGGUUUCAAGUUUCUGGACCCGAGCGACGCGUAUGACUUUCGUGCGACAUUGAUCAAGAGACGGCUUGGAAAUGUUACGCCUAAGUAGUGCUUGCUACCUCCUCAUUUGUUCUAAGAAAUCCGGCAGUAUGUUUUUGAACAGUGCAGCAGACCUCCAAGGGCAUGGCGGGAAGGCGGACCAGGGAAGCAGCCCUGCCAAAGGCGGCGACAGUGGCAAUUCCGGAGCCGGAGAAGAGCCUCGUCACCCCCACGGAACGUCAACCGAAGGAGCCCAGAUCGCUUCGACCGGAAUCCAGAGGGACGUGGCAACGGGGUUGCCCUACUACGACCCAAAAAGCAAGAAGUUCCUGUUUGGCAUGACCCAGGGUUCGCUUCCGUUCAAGGCGGUAGAGGACAACGAGAACUUGCGCGACCUGGUGGAAAACCACCUUCUGCAAACACCGAGCGAGCCAUUGCAUUUCCUGGUGCAGAUCGUCGACCACCAAGGCGCACCGAGUAAAAAGAAACGAUUUUUUUAGGAACAUUUUUGCUUCCUCCUUUUGCUUCUGCUCGUGAACAAUCAAGAGUCGUUGAUGGAUAAGAAGAUUCGUGCCGCUAUGUUGCCACGCAUUUUAAGAAAGAGGAUAUUCUUGUGCAGACGAGGGUAGAAUCGUAUAAUUUUCACACACCUAAUAUUAAGAUACCGGCAGCACCCGCGAACUUCUCUUUACAUGAGACUUCCCACCUCAACGUGAGACCUCUCUAGUAAUGACAGUUUGCCGAAAUUUAGCUUUGACUAGCUGCUUCCCCUUCAAGGGGGUAAAUUAUACAAUCGGAUGCAGGAGUACAAGGAACUACGACCAAGCAAUAGGUACUCGUAAAACCAAAGAAAGCAUCUGCAUGAAGAUUGUCAACAUGAUCUGUCCUGAUAUAUCCUAUUUCUACUUCAUAUAAUUAGCGAUGAUUAGUGAUAAUUGAAGACUACACAUCAAAUAUCUACUUCCGUCCUAUACAUAGUCGAAAUAGCUACACUAGGCAAAGAAGUUGUUAAGAAAAAUUCACAAUGGUUAGACUUUGACUUGUACGUUCACGUUGUUGUUUUGAAUCCUUCACAUUUUUCACUUUCACGAAUGUUCUUCCACUAGCGACAAGUUUGUCGUCUGAUAGUUUAUGUACGUCCGCAAACAGCUGAUAUCUAUGAACAAGGUUGUGGAAUCCGAAUCGACUAACAUCAUCAUCAUGUAUGAACAAGGUUGUUCUACAUUCAGUACAUAUUCGAUUUCGACGGGUUGGUGUGAUUGAGGAAAGAGUAAGUUGAGACCCUUCUACUGAUUCUUUCUUAGGGUCUUUACUAAGUAAAGUUUACUUAGGGUUUUUCCUCAAUGGAGUAAAAUAAGAUAAUGAUGAGGACGAGUCUCGCUUAUAGAUUGAAAAUUUUAUUUUGUGACACGCUAGAGUGAACAAACUUGUGCUUCGCGCACAGGGCUGUGUAAACACGCUUCUAAGUGCUUCUAGGCAUGUAUGAUGCGUGGAGACGAUAUGCCUUCGCACAGAAUUUUGAAGGUGAAAACACAUCAGUUUCUUCCCCCAAAGAGUACCACCUGUAGGGAUUCAACUCUCACAAGAGAGACCAUAGUAAGUAUCCGAUGUAGGAAGCUGCAACACUUUCACGCUCUUAUUGUUUAGACACGAUCUCGUGUUCUGACCAGCUGUAGGUUGUAGUCGUGUUUUUGGCUCUUCAGUAGCCACUAAAGUCUGC